CAGCCAAUCCAGACUGCAACAAGGGAGCCGAGGAAACGCGUCGCUAUGAAAGGGCGAUCGUGCGGCUACUCUAGCUAGAGUAUAUAUAACCAUAAUAUACGAGAACAACAUCUUGUCGUUCCGUUGACUGUGGUGGUCAUUUCUGCCUCGUUCGUCGGGCCUUGCUGGUUGAUUUCGCAUACAUCGUGUUCGCGUAGUAAGGAGCCUGGCAGUAAUAUGGCUACCGUCGUAGAGAAGACGGCUGAUGGAAUCAUCUAUCGCUCCGAGAAAAGCUACCCGAUACCUGACCUCGACGUACUAACUCUCCUAUUCGACUCCGAACACAGCCUAGCCAAACCAGACACCCCCCUCCACGUCUCAGCCGCAGACCCAAGUCUAAUCCUAACCACAUCGCGCGCCCGCCAUCUAACCCAAGCAACAUCAGCCGCCCUCCGCAAGCAUUUUGGUAUCGGCGCGCACGGCCCAGGAAAAGAUGUGUGCUCCGUUAUCUCGACCGGCCAUUACCUCCUCCCUGUUCUCGCAUAUGGAAUCAUUGGCGCAGGCGGUAUCUUCUCCGCUGCGUCCGCGGCAAGCACUGCCAGCGAACUAGCCAAGCAAAUACAAGGCGCCAGCUCGAAGAUUCUUGUCACUUGUCAAGAUACCCUGGAGACUACGAUUAAAGCUGCAGAGGAUGCUGGGUGGGGUCAAGGUGGAGGUGGGCGCGUACUGCUUAUGAGUGAGGGGAGGGAAUGGUCAUUGAAGAUUGUUGGCAAAGACGGGAGGCCGGAGAAUAAUCUUAUUGAUGAAGGAGAUUUACUGCCGUGGACGAGGAUUACAGACAGGAAAGAGCUCGAAGAGAGUCUGAUAGUGCUGAUUUAUAGCUCCGGUACGACUGGAUUACCAAAGGGAGUAAAGCUCUCGCAUCGCAAUAUGGUGAGCCAGACUGUUAGUACGGGGGAUAUGAUGAAAGCGUGGGUGAAAGAGAAACGUCCGGACUUUGAAUACCGGACAAUCGCUCACCUCCCCACCGCGCACAUCGCCGGUGUACAAGGCUAUCUCAUAAACCCCUUCUACAUCGGCGGAACCGUAUACUGGAUACCACGUUUCGAUUUCCCGCAAUUCCUCUCCUACAACGCACUUUACCGUAUAACCUUCUUCUUCACCGUUCCCCCCAUCCUGCUCCUAAUCGCAAAAUCCCCGUUAGCAACCACACAAUUCGCUACCCUCGAGUUCUGUAUCUCUGGUGCCGCGCCCCUAGGGAAAGACCUCCAGUAUGCGGCAAGCCAGAAACUGGGUGGUGAGGAGUGUUUUAUAGAUCAGACGUGGGGGUUGAGUGAGACGACAGGGAGUGCGACGAUUAUGCAACCGGGGAGGCAUGAUGAUACGGGGAGUGUGGCUAUGUUGCUGCCUAAUAUGCGGGCUAGGCUUGUUGAUGAUGAUGGGGAAGAUGUGGAAACGGGGAUGCCGGGCGAAGUGCUGGUGAAAGGGCCGGUGGUGUGUAAGGGGUAUUACCACAAUAAAGAGGCGGAUAGAGAGGCUUUCACCCAAGAUGGCUGGUUUCAUACGGGCGAUAUCGCGGAGUUCAGGAAUGGGAUGUUCUACAUAGUAGAUAGGAAGAAGGAGUUGAUUAAGUACAAGGGCCUACAGGUUGCGCCUGCGGAGUUGGAAGCGGUGCUGCUCAGUCAUCCGCUCGUGCUGGAUGCUGCGGUUAUUGGGGUGCUGACGGAUGAUGGGACGAAUGAGGUGCCGAGAGCAUACGUUGUCGCUGAUAAGAGCAAGAUUCGGUCGGAAGACAUUGUUGGAUUCGUCAAGGGGAAAGUUGCUGGGCACAAACAGUUGCGUGGUGGAGUUGUGUUCAUAGACGUGAUUCCUAAGAGCCCGGCUGGCAAGAUCCUUAGAAAGGAUCUGAGGGUUCUGGCGGAAAGAGAGAGGGGUGCGAAGCUAUAAGCUGAUUGAUGUAACGAGACGAUAUUUGAAGCGUAUUUAGCUUUUACAUGAACAAAACUCACGAAAUCGAGCUAUAGGGUACCUGUGUAGCUUUGGAGGAUACGACGUACUUUUGACGUACUUGGGUAGCUUUGCAGAGCAGCGAAUACCUCCCGGGGCCAUCGCUGACUGCUGAAAAUGCACAGAUGUCCCAUUCGAUCACCAAAUUUCACUAAGCUUUGGAAUUGACUUGUUUUUGACGCCCGCCUUAUCACUGCCGUGCUAUGUGCCCCGCGGGCAAAGACACGUUCCAAG
Alternaria rosae is the source of this 2220-nucleotide messenger RNA. RefSeq names its product 4-coumarate-CoA ligase-like protein. Gene Ontology annotation, molecular function: CoA-ligase activity. Lineage: Eukaryota; Fungi; Ascomycota; Dothideomycetes; Pleosporales; Pleosporaceae. The transcript has 3 exons. Gene Ontology annotation, biological process: secondary metabolic process. Bases 217 to 1926 code for a protein of 569 amino acids. The record is from RefSeq and is a predicted model, not a curated record.